Molecule: messenger RNA, 1044 nt
Organism: Triplophysa dalaica
Lineage: Eukaryota; Metazoa; Chordata; Actinopteri; Cypriniformes; Nemacheilidae
Exons: 4
Coding region: 31-1044 (337 amino acids)
Source: RefSeq, a predicted model, not a curated record
UUUGGUGAUGAAGUGAAGUCAGUGUCAGUGAUGGAGGGACAUUCUGUUACUCUACACACUGAUACUCAACUACACACACAUGAUGUGAUCGAGUGGAUGUUUGGUGUUCAGACUCCAGAUGAGAUUAUAGCUGAAAUCAACAGAGAAGACAAUACAAAACCAUUUAUCAGUGAGAGAUUGAAGAAUCAUGUAGAGAUAGAUGAUCAGACUGGAUCUCUCAUCAUCACAAACAUAACAACUCAACACACUGGACGCUAUCAACUAGAGAUCACCAGAAAACCUUCUUCUCACAUCAGACACUUCAAUCUGACUGUCUAUGCUGGUCUGUCUGUUCCUGUCAUCUCCAGAGUCUCUUCUCAAUGUUCUUCAUCAUCUUCAUCAUCAUGUUGUUGUGUGUUGUGUUCAGUGAUGAAUGUGUCACAUGAUGUGAGUGUCUCCUGGUACAAAGGAAAGAGUUUAUUGUCCAGCAUCAGUGUGUCUGAUCUCAACAUCAGACUCUCUCUACCUCUGGAGGUGGAAUAUCAGGAUACAAACACAUACAGAUGUGUGGUCAACAAUCCCAUCACAAACCUCACACAACAUCUACACAUCACUCAACUCUGUCACAUGUCUUCAGAUCAGCUCAACCCAAACAAGAUUGUAGAAAAGAAUUAUCCAAGACAUCUUCACCAUGUCCAGCAACAAGGCACAUGCAGACCUCAUCACCUCCUUCUACUCAUGGAGCAUGCUCAGCUCUACAAAGGUCUUAAAGACCUAUCAGCUACUGUUAACAGCCUCAAUUCCAGAGUGCCGACCUUCGAGAACGGGCUCCCCCUGCCGCAACUACAAGCUCGUCAAGCUUCUUCCCGACAUUUCCUCAUCUCUCUGGAUUUAAUGAUUCCACGAAUGAUCCUUCAACUUCCUCAGCAACUCUGCAUCUUACUCAAACUUCUCAAACUCCACUCAUUGAUGUUUCCAGUCCACCUACGACAUCUCACUACAAUCUCUCCACCACUGUUCCAGCUCAAGUGUUCAGUAGGCGUUUUGUCUCACCUGCAGCUGUAA